CAAAAACUGGGUUUUCUGUGUAAAAGUAGCCGUUUCUUGUCUUGUUCACUCUCCGUACUCCUUCAUUGAAGCUUGCCAGCAGCAGCAACACCAGACUCUUUCGAAGUUGGAAACAAAACCAGAUACCUCACCACCAGCACCAGCACCCAAAAACCAUCAUGGCCACCAAAACCUUCAAGCUCAACACCGGAGCUACCAUUCCCGCGCUGGGACUUGGCACCUGGCAAGGCGAAUCCACCCUGGUAAAAGACGCCGUCGUCGCCGCCCUAAAAGCCGGAUACCGCCUCAUCGACACGGCUUACUGCUACGGCAACGAGGAGCAUGUCGGCGCCGGCUUGAAAGAGGCGUUUGACCAGGGUAUCGUCAAGCGUGAGGAUGUGUUUGUCGUGACCAAGCUAUGGGCGACGUACACGAGCCGUGCGCAGGAGGGGCUAGAAAAGAGUUUGAGGAAUUUGGGUUUGGAGUAUGUUGAUUUGUUUUUGGUGCAUUGGCCGCUUUUGAUGAAUCCUGAAGGCAACGAUGACAGAUUCCCCAAGCUUCCCAACGGCGAGCGUGACAUUCUCCGCGACUACAGCCACGUCCAGAUCUGGAAGAACAUGGAGAAGCUGGUAGGGUCCGGCAAGACCAAGGCUAUUGGUGUUUCCAACUAUAGCAAGCGCUACCUCGAAGAGCUCCUCCCCCACGCCAAGAUCGUUCCGGCCGUCAACCAAAUUGAGAACCACCCGCAACUGCCUCAGCAAGAAAUUGUCGACUUUUGCAAAGAGAAGGGCAUUCACAUCAUGGCGUACUCGCCCUUCGGCAGCACCGGUAGCCCCGUGACCAGUGCCGAGCCGGUGAUUAAGAUUGCUGAGAAGCAUGGGGUCAAGCCUACCACUGUGUUGUUGAGUUAUCACCUUUACCGUGGAAGCACCGUUCUGCCCAAGUCAACAAACCCGGAGCGUAUCGAGACUAACGCCAAGCUGAUCGAGUUGGAUGCUGAGGAUCAGAAGCUACUGAAUGAUUAUUCGGAGGGGUUGGUUAAGGAGGGUAAGGUGCAGCGCUAUGUGUAUCCGCCGUUUGGCGUGGAUUUUGGGUUCCCCGAUAAGUCGUAGAUUGUUCCAGGUACCGGUUGGUGAGGUAAUAUCUUAACUAGAGUGAAUAAACCUUUUAAGAAUAAC
Messenger RNA from Neurospora tetrasperma FGSC 2508, 1157 nucleotides. Its product is annotated as GCY protein. Lineage: Eukaryota; Fungi; Ascomycota; Sordariomycetes; Sordariales; Sordariaceae. The coding region runs from base 159 to 1091 and encodes 310 amino acids. The transcript has 6 exons. The record is from RefSeq and is a predicted model, not a curated record. Gene Ontology annotation, molecular function: aldose reductase (NADPH) activity. Gene Ontology annotation, cellular component: cytosol.